GCCGAUCGCCGACUCGUCGAUGAUGGCGUCCUGGUCCGAGAAAAAGUGGGUGUGGGUUGCCGACAAGGCCGAAGGUUACAUCGCCGGCUCCAUCGUCAGCGUCGAAGGCGAAAAUGCCACCCUUGACCUCACCAACGGAACGAAACGCACCGUCAACAUCAACGAGACCGAGAAGAUGAACCCUCCCAAGUUCGACCGCGUCGAAGACAUGGCUGAUCUGACCUAUCUCAACGAGGCUUCUGUGGUUCACAACCUCCGCCUCAGAUACUCGACCAAUCUGAUCUAUACCUACUCUGGCCUCUUCUUGGUGGCAGUCAAUCCGUACAAGAAGCUCCCCAUCUACACCGAUGACGUCGUGCGGGCCUACAAGGGCAAGAAGCGCAGCGAGAUGCCUCCGCACAUCUUUGCCACGGCCGACAUGGCUUACACCGACAUGCUCGAGGACCGCGAAAACCAGUCCAUCUUGAUCACUGGUGAGUCCGGUGCCGGAAAGACCGAGAACACCAAGAAGGUCAUCCAGUACCUCGCUUCGAUCGCGUGCUCGGCCCACGGCAGCGGCAGUAGCGGCAAGGCCCUCGGUACCCUGGAGCAACAGAUCCUGCAAGCCAAUCCGAUCCUGGAGGCUUUUGGCAAUGCUCAGACCAUCCGCAACAACAACUCGUCCAGAUUCGGCAAGUUUAUCCGGAUCGAGUUCAACUCCUCUGGCCAGAUUGCUGGAGCAAACAUCCAGCGAUAUCUGCUCGAGAAGUCCCGCGUGACCCACCAAACCUCCAAAGAGAGGAAUUAUCACAUCUUUUACCAACUUCUCAAGGGCGCCACUCCCGAUAUUCGAGAGAAACUGCUGCUGGACGGAGGCGCAAACGACUAUGCCUUCACUAAAGAGUCCAACAAGACCAUCGACGGCGUUGACGACGUUGCCGAGUUCAAGCUCCUGAGAGACGCUAUGAACAUCAUGAACCUUAGCUCCGAGGAGCACAUGGACUACUUCCGAGUGAUUGCGUCCGUUCUCCAUCUCGGCAACAUCCAAGUCGCCCCCGACCGCGAGGACCAGGCCAAGCUCGUCGAGUCCUCCCAGACGGUGGUCGAGAAGAUCUGCCAUGUCCUCGGCAUCUCCGUGGCCGAGUUUACAAAGGGUUUGCUGAAGCCCAAGGUCAAGGCCGGGCGCGAAUGGGUUGUGCAGUCGCGCAACUGUGACCAGGUCAUGUACUCGAUCGAGGCCCUGGCCCGCGCCAUCUACGAGCGCAUGUUCGCCGAUCUCGUCGAUCGCAUCAACCGCUCAAUCGAGACGAGUGCAUCCAAGACAGCCUUCAUUGGGGUGCUCGACAUUGCUGGCUUUGAGAUAUUUGAGUUGAACAGCUUUGAGCAGCUGUGCAUCAACUACACCAACGAGAAGCUCCAGCAGUUCUUCAACCACCACAUGUUCAUUCUUGAGCAGGAGGAGUAUAAGCGAGAAAACAUCGAGUGGAAGUUUAUUGAUUUCGGGCUCGAUCUCCAGCCCACCAUCGACCUGAUUGAAAAGACAUCCCCCAUUGGAAUUCUGUCUUGCCUGGAUGAGGAGUGCGUUAUGCCCAAGGCCACCGACAAGACCUUCAUCGAGAAGCUCCACGGUCUUUGGAAGGGCAAGUCUUCCAAAUACGAGGUGCCGAGAUUCAACUCGGCCUUCAUUCUGCAGCACUAUGCGGGCAAGGUUGAGUACACCGUCACGGGCUGGCUGGACAAGAACAAGGAUCCCCUCAACGAGAACAUCACCAAGCUCUUGUCGACGUCGAGCGAAAAGUACAUUGCCUCGCUGUUCUCGGACUAUUCUGGCGACGCCGAGGAGGCCAACCCCAAGGCUCGCGGCGUAACCAAGAAGGGUGCCUUCCGCACCGUGGCCCAGAAGCACAAGGAGCAGCUCGCAUCGCUGAUGAGCCAGCUCUACUCGACUGAGCCUCAUUUUGUGCGCUGCAUCAUCCCGAACGAGGAGAAAAAGGCUGGAAAGCUCGACGUCAACCUCGUCCUUGAGCAGUUGCGAUGCAACGGUGUCCUGGAAGGCAUUCGCAUCUGUCGUGCUGGCUUCCCAAAUCGUCUGGUCUUUGCCGACUUCCGCCAGCGCUACGAGAUUCUCACGCCUGGAUUGAUUCCCAAGGGAACCUUCAUGGACGGUCGCCAGGCGGCACAGAUCUUGCUUGAUGCCCAGAACCUGGACAAAAACCAGUACCGCAUUGGAACCACCAAGAUCUUUUUCCGGGCAGGCGUGCUGGCCCAAAUGGAAGAGCUCCGGGACAUCAAGUUGUCCAAGAUCGUCGCCAAGAUCCAAGCCAUCAUGAGAGGCUACUUGUGCAGGCGAUACUACAAGAAGCGACUGGACCAGCUGCGCGCCAUCCGCAUCAUCCAGCGCAACGCUCGCAUCUAUGUGACUCUGCGCGAGUGGUCGUGGUGGAAGCUCUAUACCAAGGUCAAGCCUCUCCUCAACGUCUCGCGAGCCGAUGAAGAGCUUCGAAAGAAGGAGGAAGCCGCUCGCGAAUGGGAGGAACGAGCCAAGAAAGAGCAGGACGAGCGGGCCAAGAUCGAAGCCGAACGCGCCCGCCUCGAGGCCGAGAUGAAGCGCAUCGAGGAUUUGCUGGUGCAAGAAAAGAACGCCGCCGGUGACCAGGCCGAGAUCCUGGCCCGGACCCAGAAGCGAGAAAUCGAUCUGACCGAGGAGCUCAAGGACGCCAACGCUGAGCUCGACAAGAAGGAAGCCCUGAACGACGAGCUCUCCAAGACCAAGAAGAAGCUCGAAGGCGAGCUCCGCGAGCUCAAGGACGCUCUCGGAGAAGAAAAGUCUACGCUCGAGCGCUUGGAAAAGGACAAGCUCCAAAAGGAACAGCGCAUCAAGGAGCUCGAGGCCGACUUUCAGAACGAGAAUGCCACGACCAAGAAGCUCGAGGGCGACAAGCGCUCGCUGGAAGCUCAAAUCUCCGACAUCCUCAAGCAGCUCGAGGACUCUGGGGCCAGCUCUGCAGAGCUGCUCAAAGCCAAGGCCAAGAUGCAAGCCAACAUCACCGAGCUUGAGCAACGUCUGGAGCAGGAGGCCGAGGAGAAGGCCAAGCUUGAGCAGCGAAAGUCCAGCCUCGAAGCCGAACUCAAGACUGCCCGCGACAACAUUGCCGAGCUGAGCCAGGCCAAGGCCGACCUGGACGCCACCAUCAAGAAGAAGGACAAUGAGCUCGCUUCCGUCAACGAACGUCUCAAGCAAGAAACCACCGAGAAGGAUGGUAUCGAGAAACAGCGCCGCGAGCUUCAGCUCAAGCUCAACAAGGCUGAGGAGGACCUUGAGACCGAGCGCGGCGAGAAGGACAAGCUUGCCAACCAGAAGAAGAAGCUCGAGAAGGAACUUGCCCAGCUUACGUCGCUUGUUGAAGAGAAGGGAAGCGAGGAGACCAAGCAGGGCGAGCUCCGAAGACUGCGUGAGAACGAGCUCAAUGACCUCAAGAUCCAGCUCGCCUCUGUCCAGAACGACCUGGAGGAGAACAAGAGACGAUCAACUCAGGUCAUCGACAAGUUCAAGGCCGACCUGGACGCCGCUCAGCAGGAGAAGGACGCCAUUGCCAAGAACAAGGCCACGCUGGACAAACAGCUCAGUACCCUCAAAGAGGAGCUCGAGCAGACCGAGGAGGAGCGCAGCAAGCUCGAAAAGUCCAAGCGGCAGCUCGAGAGCGACAUCCAGACCGCCAAGUCCAAUGUCUCCGAGCAGGACAGGGCCAUUGCCGAAUACAAGGCCAAGGUCGAGGCCCUCGAGAAGCAGGUCGCCACGCUGUCCGCCCGCCUGGAGGAGAGCGAGGCCAACCUGGCCCGGGUCGAGCGUGACCGUGCCGCCAACCAGAAGCAGUCCGAAUCGCUCAAGGACGAUCUUGAGGAGGAGGUCAAGAAGAGGACCACGCUCGAGGGUCAGAAGAAGAAGCUUACCGUGGAGAUGGCCGACCUCCAGGCCCGCCUGCAGGAAGAGGAGACAGCCAAGCUUGAACUGCAGCGCCGCUUGACUGCCAAGACGGCCGAGUUUGACUCGCUCAACGACCGCUUCAGCAAGGACUUCCAGGGUCGCAUGGCCGAGCUCGAAGAGACUAAAAAGAAGACCGAGCGUGAGCUUGCCGAGCUGCUGCUCAAAUACGAGGAGCUCGACCGUUCCUCGGCCAACAACGAGAAGACCAAGAGCAGGCUGGCCACCGAAAUCGAGGAUCUCCGGCUCGAGAUCGACCGCGAGCAUACCGCCACGAGAAACGCCGAGCGCCAGGCCAAGCAGAUCGAGAGUCAACUUGCAGCCGUCAACAUUUCGUUUGAGAACGAGCGCCGGCAGAGAGAGCUGGCUGAGGCAAGCGGCCGCAAGCUGCAGUCCCAGCUCGACUCGAUGCAACUCGAGCUCGACGAGAAGAACAACAACCUGAGCUCGCUGCAGAGGUCCAAGAACGAUCUCGAGCACGAACUCAAGUCCCUGAUUGACGAGAUUGGCGAUGGUGGCAAGAACAUUCACGAGCUCGAGAAGGCCAAGCGCCGUCUGGAAACCAAGAUUGACGAGAUGCAGCAGCGCCUUGACGAGGAAGAAGCCGCCCGCAAGAAGGUCGAAGAGGCCAAAGUGACCAUCGAGAACCAGCUCAACGACUACCGCCGCAAGACCGAGGCCGACUUGGCUGCCAAAGACAGCCAGAUGGAGGAGACGCGCCGCAUGCUGCUCAAGGAAGUCAAUUCUCUUGGCGAGCAGCUCGACGAGACCACGGCCCAGCGCAACGAAUACCUCAAGGCCAAGAAGAAGCUCGAGGAGCAGAUCGAGGGCCUCUCGACCAAGGCCGAGUCUUCCGCCAAGGGCCAGUCUGAUCUUGAGAAAGCCAAGAAGAAGGCCGAGAGCAGCCUCCGCGAAAAAGAAAAGGUCAAGCUCGAUAGCAAGAUCGAGGAAAUGACCAAGAUCUACCAGAGUGCCGUCGGUCAGCAAGAGGAUCUGCAGAACCAGAUCGGGUCGCUGCUGAACCAGGUCCGCGAUCUGCGCUCCAACGUUGAAGAGCUCGAG
Messenger RNA from Polychytrium aggregatum, 5023 nucleotides. RefSeq names its product P-loop containing nucleoside triphosphate hydrolase protein. Lineage: Eukaryota; Fungi; Chytridiomycota; Chytridiomycetes; Polychytriales. Gene Ontology annotation, biological process: vesicle transport along actin filament; actin filament organization. The annotation marks the transcript as partial. The record is from RefSeq and is a predicted model, not a curated record. Gene Ontology annotation, molecular function: microfilament motor activity; ATP binding; actin filament binding. Gene Ontology annotation, cellular component: cytoplasm; vesicle; actin cytoskeleton. The transcript has 11 exons.